AUGGCAGUUACCAAGCGGUCUUCUGGAACUAAGAAAUUUGGCUCAAGCGCCUCUAAGGAGUCCUCAGUGGAUGUGGACGAUGUAUCUUUGAAAUACAACAAAGGCGUUGCUGCCACAGAGCAACUCGCUCAGAAUUGGUUGCUGAACCCUAAACCGGACUCUGAUAAUAGUUACAGGCUUGGUUUUUACUUAGUCACAGCCAUUGCUUUUGCAGUGAGAUUCUAUAAGAUUUACUAUCCUCGUGAAGUGGUCUUCGAUGAAGUACACUUCGGAAAGUUUGCUUCCUAUUAUUUGGAGAGGACAUUCUUUUUCGAUGUUCAUCCUCCUUUGGCUAAGAUGAUGAUUGCAUUCAUCGGUUGGCUAUGUAACUACGACGGCUCCUUCAAGUUUGAAGAAAUCGGAUUGAGUUACGACAAGCACCCUGCACCUUUCUUAGCGUACCGUUCAUUUAAUGCUUUACUGGGCACUUUGACUGUAUCUAUCAUGUUUGAAUC
Messenger RNA from Ogataea philodendri, 494 nucleotides. RefSeq lists its product as uncharacterized. Gene Ontology annotation, molecular function: dolichyl-phosphate-mannose-protein mannosyltransferase activity. The annotation marks the transcript as partial. Gene Ontology annotation, cellular component: membrane; endoplasmic reticulum. The transcript has a single exon. Gene Ontology annotation, biological process: protein O-linked glycosylation via mannose. Lineage: Eukaryota; Fungi; Ascomycota; Pichiomycetes; Pichiales; Pichiaceae. The record is from RefSeq and is a predicted model, not a curated record.